Molecule: messenger RNA, 1032 nt
Organism: Helicoverpa armigera (cotton bollworm)
Lineage: Eukaryota; Metazoa; Arthropoda; Insecta; Lepidoptera; Noctuidae
Exons: 9
Coding region: 495-1025 (176 amino acids)
Source: RefSeq, a predicted model, not a curated record
CAUGAACAUUGGUUUGAUUUAUAAUAAUAAUAAAGGAGAACGGUGUAUUCAUUACUAUUCAUGGACGGUGAAGUCAUUGAAACAGGCGCAGGCCUGCCGGGUGCCAGCAGCUUGAGCGUCAGGCGUAAGCGUCUGCGUAGCCCUCGUGUUACACCCGCUCAAAUUGAUGCACUACUAUCAAUAUUAGAAGCGCGUCCAUAUUUGCACACGCGGAAAUUUACCGGCUUGCAGGGCCGGGAAAAUUUCGAAACGGGCUGGAGGGAGGUUGCCGAGGAGCUCAAUAAUCUCCCUAACGGGUCUAGAAAGACACCAGAGCAGUGGAUGACGGUUUGGAGAGACUUAAAAAGCCGCGCUUGCAGUAAGGCGGCAAAAUUAAAAAGAACAAAACGUACCGGCAACCGAGGCGUCAGCACUGCUCCCUGACCGAGGCCGAGAGCCGGAUAAUUUCAAUAGUUGGGGCAGAUUAUUCCUUUGGGACAGACUGCCCGGACGCUAUGCCAGAGGAAGAUUUAUUACAACAUGAGAUGGAGGCUGGGGUGGUAAUCUCUGAGGUUCUCACCUUACCUCAUUCUCAGGCUAGAGAUUUUGUGGAAUUGUUACCGACUGAAACAACAAUCAAUGACAGCAGAGCAACGGCUGGUUCUUCACCACCACCCAUCCAAGAACAAGUGCAAGAUGCCCCUCAGUCGCCAGUACUACAAAUGACAGUACGUGGCAGAAGGACAGAAACUGUUGCAUCAUCAACACCACCACUGCGACAGAGACCCAGAAGAAAGAGGAAUCUGAAUCCUCGCCAAAGUGUUUCUGAGCAAUAUAGUGCAGCUCGACGAGAAUUUCUAGCAGUUGCAGAAGCAAAUGCUGCUACAAUGAAGAUGCUGGCAACUGCUGCUCAAGCGCAAGCAGAUGCUGCCAAGAUGCAGGCUGAGGCAGCCAAGGUACAAGCCGAGGCGACGCUGCAAUUGGUAAAAGUCGGAAACAAAAUAGCUGACGCAAUAAAUAAUUACAUAAAUAAAAAUAAUAAAUGAUAUAAAA